CGCCAAUCGAGGUUACCCACAUACAGGAGAGAGUGAGAGUGCCUCAAGAGUACAAAACACUGAGAGCCUUACCUCCGCAACGAAGAUUAUUCCUGGAUCUCAUUUCCAGAGAUGGCAGCAUCGUCAGCCUCGACGAGUGCUAUCCAGCAGCGAGUCUGGCAGGGCCGGAUUCCGCUGCAAAUAGUUCUGUCGCCGUCGGAGUGCAGGAUAUAUGAUCAAUCCGAUCCAUACAUUAUAUCCAUUCCUCGACUCUCAUAUCUUCCUUUUAUUCUACCCAGGCUAUUUUCGUUUUUCUCCUCGUCUCUCAUCGACCCCGACGUUCAGGCCCAUGACGGCUGGUUUUCCUUUGAGGGUGUUCCGCUUAAAUGGCAUUAUCCAGUUGGUCUGCUGUAUGAUCUUUACGCUGGGGCAGAGCCUAUCACAUCCAAGUCCUUAUCGUCACCUGGCAGUGAGCGUGAGCACUAUGUUCGGGGCGGCACGCGUGAAAACAUAUCAGAGAGCGGAGCAGAAGGGGAGAAGGACGACAACCACGGCCACGACCACGAAUUCAAGCGUGACGCCCUGCCGUGGAGGCUGAUGGUCCAUUUCCACGACUGGCCGGAGCAAGAUCUCAUCCGGCUUGAUCCAGAGGGCAAAAUUCUACACGAUGCCUUUAUAAAUAGCGUCAAGGAGGCUGAUUGUCUACGGAACGGGACUGCGAAGCGCAUCAUGGCCCUCUCUAAAGAAGACUCAUCAGGAUUAUGGAAAAGUGUCGAAGAGCACAACCUCCCCGCCUAUCACCGCAUCCACAACACCCUCCUCCUCCCCACCCCUCCCACACCCUUCCGCAACAUCCCCAUCCGUAUCUUCCUCCCUGCUCCACCAGACUCCCCAUCCCCUUCUCUGAAAGUCAUCCAGUCCCCGAUCCCACCGCUCAUACAGCCCACCGCAUCCCCGUCAUCCAGUAUCAGCAGCGCCUCCAGACAGAUGCAGCCGCAGGUCCAGACGAUCGGCACCGCGUUGAACUCUUUGCUUCCGAGCUUGUUUCCGAGUAAGCGAACGCCAAUGCUGGCGAAGCCGGUCCUGCAUGGGGCUGUAGUGCCGAUGAGUGCGCCGGUGGAGGAGGUGGUGAAGUGUGCAGGGUAUGCGGAUGGGUGGCUUGGGGUGGUCGUUUCAAUGGUAGGAUAG
Coccidioides immitis RS is the source of this 1167-nucleotide messenger RNA. Its product is annotated as autophagy protein 5. Gene Ontology annotation, biological process: autophagy of mitochondrion; cellular response to nitrogen starvation; nucleophagy. The record is from RefSeq and is a predicted model, not a curated record. NCBI's taxonomy places the organism in Eukaryota, Fungi, Ascomycota, Eurotiomycetes, Onygenales, Onygenaceae. Gene Ontology annotation, cellular component: Atg12-Atg5-Atg16 complex; phagophore assembly site membrane; cytoplasm. The transcript is spliced from 3 exons. Bases 112 to 1167 code for a protein of 351 amino acids.